AUGGAAAAGAGUCUAUUCGACGCAGAAUUUGAUUCUGCAUCGACUGGUGCCACUUUUAUUUACCGGAAAACGUUCGCUCGACGCAUUUACCUCCUUUCAAAAGAGGGAAUAAGUCUAAUCCGACGGGACUCCUGGUGUGACGGAUUUGAAUUGGAUUCCGCUGUUCUAUUCUAUGAUGGACUUAUGGUUACCUGCAUCCAAUCGGAUCCGAGUGUGGGAUUGGUCGACCUGAGUAUUCUGCUUAAUUCAAGUCGAUCAGUCUAUCGAGCUCUCUUAAAGCGAUUCUCAUCGGCAGCGACAACAACAUCCAACGACCGCAAUCUUAUGCCGAAUGUCUUAACGCUCACACUCGACUCAUCUGAAGAUAUGACAUCGACGAUGAACGAAGAUGUGCAAUCAGUUGUGGUGGGAAGUGGAACCGAUCGAGUUGCCAUCAAUUUGGGUCAAGCGUCGACGGAUCAGACUCAGUCACUUCUUUUGACAUCGAUUUUGAUCGAAAUAGGCGAUAUCGAAAUCCAAAUUCGUCGAUCUGUUCAGACAGCAGAUACGUAUCUAAAGAAAGAGAAUAAUCUUUCCACACCUGUCCGUCCUCCGAAAAUAACGUAUCAAUAUGGUGAAGAAGGAAAGAAGUCUGAUAAGGAAGAAAAGGUGAAAACAACGCAACCCGUACGUUGGGAUUAUUCUGUAUCCCGCGUUAAUAUCACAUGCGUAAUUAAACCACGACGAAGAAUCAAAAUGAAAGCUGAUUUUCAUCUAAGUCUAUCGGUUUUCAAAGGUCCGCAUAUGUGGAGUCGAUUAUUUCCUGAAAUAGCGUGUAAAAAAUUCCAAUCUCCGAUUCGCAUUUAUACGGACCAGUGUGAAUUCGAUCCAACGCUCACACAACGACCAUUUGUAUUCACUGCUGGUGAAAAUUGUUGUCAAACACUGGAAAAUACUGGUAGUUCAUUUCAAGUGACUGGUAGUGGACACAGUGUGAUUACUGGUGGUCCGGUGUCUGAUCAAUACCAAUUUCUGCAAUUUCAUGCGCAUUGGGGCUCCAAUGAUCUCGAAGGUGCUGAACACGUUAUCGAUGGUAUUCGUUUACCCGGUGAAUUGCAUAUUGUCACAUGGAAUACUAGUAAAUAUCGUACGCCGCAAGAUGCUGCACUUUCGGAGCAAUUCGAUGGUUUGAUGGUGUUUGGUAUAUUAUUGAAAGUUGUGUCGUCUGAUAACCAAGAAUUUGGUAAACUAGUCGAUUUGUUUUCAAAUAUUUCUUACAAUGGUGAAAAAAUUGAUUUGGAUUAUGAAAAAGUGUCUCUGAGUAGUUUUCUUCCAAACGAUAUGCAAAGUUACUUUACCUACAACGGUUCAUUGACAACACCGAUGUGUUCGGAGAGUGUUCGUUGGAUCGUGUUUCGUGAAAAAAUGGGCGUUUCGCGGCGUCAAUUUGAACAAUUACGUCAAUUAAAAUCUUCGUGCAGAGGUGACAACACAACGAGUGGGUAUAUAAUGCAAAAUUUUCGUCCGGUGAUGCCUCUCAAUGGCCGUGUGGUCUAUCGUUCAUUUAGUUAA
This is a messenger RNA of Adineta ricciae, 1551 nucleotides long. Lineage: Eukaryota; Metazoa; Rotifera; Eurotatoria; Adinetida; Adinetidae. The record is from the annotation of a GenBank genome assembly.